CUAGCGACGGCAAUAGCGUUCCUGUUUCCUCUGAGAGCCACUUGUCUGAAACCCAGACGCAUCCCACGUAGGUGGGGGGUAAAGCAUUAGUACCAGGCAGGGGGUAAUUAGGCUUUUUAAAUCGCAUAUUAUUGCCUUGCUGUCACUGACAAUCUUUAGCAUUCUGUAACAGAUACAAAACGGAUAUGUCGCACUGUUUGUUCUCACGGCCCCCCCAGGGCUCUCAAGUUUCCGUUACUUGGUUCUCAACAUUUUAACGUUGCAUCAUCGUUACUUUGUGCCCAAUAUCCUGCCGCCUCGAGCGCUGCUGGUCAGAUGGCGUCUCGCGGUAAUCUCCUUAGCACCGCGUGCCGCAUGUUCUGAAUGAGAGAGAUUGUGAAAUCCUACCUAUCAUGUGAAGGCUUUGGUUGUGGUUUGUGUGUUGGUGUGGGUGGGUGGGUGUGUGUGUGUGUGAGGGACAGAGACAGUGUAACAGAGAGCUAAGCUUUGUAGCCUCACCCUAAGGGCACUGGACUGUAAAAAAUGUCCCUGUAACCCUGGGACCAUGAAACCAUGACAGUCAUCACUUAUUCAAGCGCUGCUGGAAUGCUUCAGAAAGAAAUCCAGGUUCUUGAACAUCCCUCUGCCUCCGGGAAUGUUCCACAACCCCUGUCUGAGAUUCUAGAACCUCGGACCAUGCUGGACCCCUCAGAGAAUACGAUUCUGGAAUCUUGUGGGGUCAAAGGCCAGAGACGGGUUGAACAGAGUAACGAUGACGACGGAAGAGCAAAGGGAGAGAAAGCGAAAAGGAAGAUACAAACAUGGGAGAGAGGAGUCAGCAGAGAGAGGAUGAAAAGAGGAGGGAGAGAGGAGCAGUGUAACGUAAGGAAUACAUGCAACAAGGAAGUCAGAAAAGACCUAAAAAGUGGGGGGGAAUGCAUGGAAGGAAAGGGCAAGAGCAAGAGAGGUGUCUCAGGGAUUCUGUCUGCAGAAACAAAAGUCGAAAUCAAGCAAAGGGAGAGAAGGAUGGGGAAAAGGAAGAGGUGGCCUGUUUUUUCGAGGCCAUUUCACCUGAAAAACAUCACUGAAGGACAAGUGAAGAGAGGGAAAAACAUGAUGAAAGGGAUGAGGUGGAAUCAUAUCUUCCUCUGGUUAACUCUCUUCCUCUUCAGCCUGUGUCCAAACCCUGCUUCAUCACAGGGAAAUUUCCCGCAAAUGGAGAACAUUGCUGCCUUCAAACCCGUGACCACCUCUCCGGCUCGAUCCACCUGUGGGGUUCCAGAGCGGAGCAGCUACUGUCAGUCACCAUCCUCCCAGACCGAGCUGGUGACAUGUUAUCAGGCGUUCUGUGUCCAGGAGUGUCCCUAUAGAUCCUCCACACCUCCGUAUGCCCCCCUGCUACUGCCUGCACACAGGGGCACGUGUAUAACUGAAGACAGUAAUGACACUCGUCCUGGGACUCAGACAGAGACUGGAACCACUACCAGUUCAGAGGGGGUUUCUGGUGGAUCCAGUAGUGUGCUGUUUCGGCCAGUCCAGGAUGGAUGUCUGGUCUCUCCCCCCUCACAGAAACUAGGAGCGUUGGGUUCCCUUACCCUGGCAUUGUGGAUAAAACCAAGCUCUCCUGGAGAGAUGAUGCUGCUGGAGAAGAGCUCAGGGGAACAGUUGUUUUAUUCUGUGACAGUGUCCGAGCAGGCGGUCACCCUGCGGUAUGGUCUGUCCAGCAGUCAGACUCCUCUGACUGUCAGCUUCAGAACAGAGGGGAGGCUUACACUGGAAAGGUGGACACACCUUGUUUUGCAGGUCCAUGGCAGACGUGUGAGUCUAUUCCUGGAUGGGCUUGAGGCGGAUGAGACACCAUUUGACACACAACCUCUGACGGCCAGGCUCUCUGAUAUUGGCGAGGAUGGUGCCAUGUGGGUGGGACUCGGCUCUAAUGGGUCUAAUCAGUUCAUUGGGCGAAUGCAGGACUUUAGAUUUUAUCCUGCCACUCUGACCAACAGGGAAAUAGUGGAGGUGUACUCAGGGGUCCUGCCCAAGCUCCAUGCCCAGUCAGAGUGUCGCUGUCCUCCCAGUCACCCCAGAGUACACCCUUUAGUUGAGAGAUACUGCAUUCCCAAUGAUGUUGAGGACACCACCAAUGAUAGAGUAUUAAGACUCAACCUUAAUGCCCAUCCACUCAGUUAUAUCAAUGAUCAGGACAUGGGCACCACAUGGCUGUCUAAGAUCAUGACUACACAGGAACUGGAUGAAGGAGUCACUAUUACCGUGGAUUUGGCUAAUGGACAAUACCAGGUAUUCUACGUUAUAAUUCAGUUUGGCGGCAUCUUGCCUGAGUCAAUUCUGAUACAAAGACGGAGGCUUGACCUCACAGAACCUGAGGGUGGCACCACCACAGAACAGCCCUGGUUGGACUGGCAGUAUAUGGCCAGAAACUGCAGUGUGUUUAAAAUGCAGAACAAUGGGCCUUUACUGAGACCAGACUCAGUCAACUGUCUGCAGCUGCCCAGUGAUGUGCCCUACUCUGGAGGUAACAUCAUGUUCAGCCUGCUGACCCCAGAGCCAAACCCGAGGCCAGGCUAUAAUGACUUCUACAACACUCCUAGCCUACAGAAGAUGGUACAAGCCACCCAGGUCAGGAUAUACCUGAGUGGACAAUACCACACCAGAGCAGCUGGGGUGAACCAGCGACACAGCUACUAUGCCAUCAACGAGAUCACCAUCAGUGGCAGAUGUGAGUGUCACGGCCAUGCAGACCACUGUGAUACCAGUGUAACGCCAUACCGCUGUCUGUGUCUGCCCGAGAGCCACACAGAGGGAAACAAUUGCCAACGUUGUGCGCCCCUCCACAAUGACAAGCCAUUCAGGUCGGGUGACCAGCUCCAGCCUAUGAACUGCCGGUCUUGCCAGUGUCACGGCCAUGCCCUCUCAUGUUAUUACAACGUCUUAGCCGAUGACCAACCAGAUGAGCACUAUCGAGGAGGAGGAGGUGUCUGUGACAACUGCAUGCACAACACCACGGGUAAGCACUGUGAGCUGUGUUUAAGUGGGUUUUUCAGGCUGGAGGAAUCUGAUCCCACUUCAGUUGAUGUGUGUCAGCCUUGCAAUUGUCACACUGCUGGAACAGUCAACGGCAGCAUGGAGUGUGCCCAGGUAGGAGGUCAGUGUCGAUGUAAGGUUGCAGUAACAGGUCGUCGGUGUGCAGACUGUUUGCCUGGUUGGUAUAGUCUUAAAGCCUCAAAUCCAAAUGGCUGCAUCCGCUGCAACUGCAGUGACAUUGGCAUCAUCAGCACCUCAACAGGAGGAGUUCCCAGUUGCAACCAGGACACGGGACAGUGCCAGUGUAAACCCCAUGUCACAGGUCUUUCUUGUGACCGCUGUGAGUUUGGUUAUUGGAACCUGUCCCACCCAGACGGCUGCGUCCCAUGUGACUGUGACCCCCUUGGUUCCUUCAGCCAGUUCUGUGAGCCUGAGAGGGGGCAGUGUGAGUGUAAGCCCGGGGUGGGGGGGCAGCGCUGUGACUCUUGUGGCAGGGGUUCGUAUGGUUUAAGACUGGAGGGAUCCUGUGCCCCCUGCAACUGCUCACAAGAAGGGACAGUACCUGGGACAGACUGUGAUCCUCACACAGGACAGUGUGUGUGUAAGGAACACGUGGAAGGCCGUCACUGUGACUCUUGUCGUCAUGGUUACCACACCCUGGAGCAGCGAAACUCCCUGGGCUGUCUGCCGUGUGCAUGUGACAUCCGUGGCACUGUGCCAGAGGGUGUAUGUGAUAUGUGGACCGGACAGUGCCCAUGCCGAGAGGGGGUGGAGGGAGCACAGUGUACCAACUGUGCCUACCAUUACUACAACAGAAGUUUACACCUCCAGAAGGGGUUGUCCCAGGGCUGUGUACCAUGUAUCUGUGACCCCAGAGGGACAGUGACGGGGUCAGUAUGUGACAGCACCACAGGGCAGUGUGUUUGUGUCCCUACACGCUAUGGACAGGACUGCAGUGGCUGCCGACCUGGCUUCUACCUCUCUCCAGAUAAGAGUAUGUGUGUGGAGUGUGACUGCCAUCCCAUGGGAGCAUCACAGCGUGGUUGUGAGAGCCAGACCGGACAGUGUGAGUGUGCCCAUCCAUCAGUGGGAGGGCGACGCUGUGACCAGUGUCGUGAGAUGUUCUUUGGAUUCAACCCUGGCCUGGGCAGAUGCCAGCCUUGUGCCUGUGACCCGGUCGGCAGGGUAAAUGGUUCAUGUCAUCCAGACUCAGGGAUGUGUGUGUGUAAGCUGCUGGUAACUGGAGACAAGUGUGAUUUAUGUCAACCUGGAGCAAGUCAUUUCGACCCUGAGAACCACUUUGGCUGCAGUAAAGCACCCUCCCAACAACCUGCACCAGCAGGUUUUGCUCUCAGUUAUUCUUCCAUUCAUCUCUCUUGGCAUCCACCUGACUCCCCAAACUCAAACACACUCAACUACACACUCAUCAGAGAUGGACAGUCUGUGCAGAGCAUCCAAACUCACUAUCCUUUCAGCCCUGAAUCAUUUCAAGACACCGGUUUGUUUCCCUACACCAACUACUCUUAUUGGCUUAUAACAGCUAAUGUGGCUGGUGCGACAAUAAGUGCAUCGGCCUCAUACCAAACUUUAGGUGCACCACCUGAAGCAGAAAAGCUCCAUUUAAACCUUGUGGGACGACCCGGUCCAACCACUGCUAGCUUUAACUGGAGCACACCACAAAAUGAUACAGGCCCAUUGGAAAGAUUUGUGUUAUCCUCCACGGAGUCAUCUAGUGCAGCAGAACCCGUCAUUCACUACACAGGCUUAUCUACAGAGGCUGUGGCAAGCGGUCUAAAGCCCUUCACCCAGUACACUAUAAUAUUGGAGGUGUGCUCUUCUGGGGGGUGCACUUCUACCCCACCACUGUCUCUUCUGACAGCCUCUGCACCCCCACAAUACCAACCCCCACCCAGAGUCACUGCUACAGGACCUCAUACACUGCAUGCUUCCUGGGAGCCCCCCAGUCAGCCAAAUGGUGUUAUCACAAGGUAUGAGGUCUUCCUAUGUGGACCAAUGGAAUCAAAGAACCUUUCAAGUCCUAUUGUUGAGAGGAGAGUGUUCUUCAGCUCUGGUUGGCUGGAUCCAAGUGUUUCCCCAGAAGCACAGCUAACCAAUAGGAGCACAGUCUCACCCCCUGAGAGCAGUGCCAUUGUAGCAGGUCUGCAGGCGUUUUCCACCUAUCAGAUGAGAGUCGUGAGCAUCAAUAUGGCAGGAAGUGUCACAUCAGAGUGGACUGCAGCACGCACCAUGGAGGGAGUCCCAGAGUUGAUGGCUCCUCCAGAAGUGUCUGCACUGUCAUCCACCAGUCUCAAAGUUGUGUGGAGCACUGCAGAGGGUCAAGGGAUCAUUGCCAGAGGACAGGUCACAGAAUAUCGGGUCAACUUGCUCACUGAACAGACCAACAAUCCCUAUGCUCCUCCACUCGUUAGUCAGGUCUUACACAAGGUGGGACCAUCGUCACAGCCCAUUUAUUUAGUGAAAGGAUUGAAGCCUUACCAUGUGUACAACUUCACUGUUACACUCUGCACAAAGACAGGUUGCAUUACCAGUCUGCCGAGCACAGGACGUACCCUACCAGCAGCUCCAACAGGACUGUCUCUGCCUAGAUUACAUCCAGUAAAUGAAACUACCAUUCACAUAGAGUGGGACCCCCCAGCCCAACUCAAUGGACCACAACCACUAUAUCAGGUGGAGAGGACAGACGUCUCUCUCUCUGACCCACAAGGCCCUGUUGUCAGAGGAACCAGAUUCUCAGGAAGCAGUUACUACCAGUUUCCCAGUGACACCCUUCCUGUCAACACUGACUUCACAGGUGUUGAGUUGAGUUUCAAGACUCUGUCCCCAGAUGGCCUGCUGCUGUGCGCCUUCUCUCCAGGAAAUCAGGAAGAGUUCCUGGCUAUUCAGAUCAAAAAUGGACGCCCUUACUUUUUGUUUGACCCACAGGGUUCAUCGGUGGCUGUGAGUGUACAGGGUGAUGGAGGGCGCCGCUACAAUGAUGGACAAUGGCACAGCAUCAUAGCAACAAGGCGAGGGGCCGUGGGAACAAUCGUUGUAAACAAUCAAUACAGAGGUAGUGCAUCAGCUUCCAGUGGCAGCACCAUUAUUGGUGAGAACACGGGGGUGUUCAUUGGAGGGCUGCCUGAAGACUUUACUUUGCUAAGAGAGGAUUCAGGUGAUGCCCUGCUAGUGCAACAGGGUUUCUCUGGUUGCCUCAGAGACUUGAGUUUUAAGAUGACUGACAUCCCCUCAGAGAAAUGGAAAUCUCUGGACUGGGCAAAAGCCACAAAGAAGGUGGCAGUGUAUGAAAGCUGGGAGGGAUGCCCUAUUCAAACUGUGGAUGGAGCCCAUUUUCUGGGUCAUGGUUACUUGGAGAUGGGCAGAGAUGUUUUCAGUGGAGGACAGGACUUUGACAUUUCUAUGGACUUCAGAACAGAUCAGCUCAAUGCACUUUUGCUCUUUACAUACAACACACAAACUGAACACUAUAUGCUGGUGGAGCUGGAAGCCGGUGUCCUGUCCUUCAUCCUUGCCUCUGAAGGUCACGUGACUGAACUCAGCAUGUGGGUGGGGCUUAGCUACUGCGAUGGAGACUGGAAACAGCUUUCAUUGGCAAAACGCGGCUUGCUCAUCUCUGCUGCAGUCAAUGACUGGGCAGAGGAGACAAUGGGAGUGGGAGGCCCAGUGAGGCUGAGAGUUGAUUCGCCAUUAUACUUGGGGGGCGUGCCCACAGAGCUCAUACAUCCUGCUCUGGACAGCCAAAGUCACAAACACGGCCUAGGAGGUUGCAUAAGAGGUCUUACCAUACGAAGUGAUGAAACAAACCCUCCUGUCAGUCAAAGUGUCAAUCUCUUUGUUGCCCGCCGUUCUGUUAGAGUCUACUUAGACGGCUGUCCCACCAGUGAAAGUCGGUACAACUGCAGAGGAAACGAUUCAGUGUUGGUGUAUAGUGGGAGGAAGACAGAAGCCACAGAUUAUAGUCUACAGCCGUUCACUGAGUACUUGUACAGGUUUGUGGCCUUGGCUGCCGGAGGUUGGGCAGCAGGACCUUGGCAGAGAGGACGCAGCCAAAGCAAAGUACCCAGGUCUGUACUACCUCCUGCCACAGUACAGAGCUUGAAUGGCUUCAGGGCUAAGGUGAGCUGGGGGCCACCCACUGGUGACAUCAGAGGGCUGAUUGACAGAUAUGAGUUGAAGGCCUACAAUAGAGACCAGCCUGAAGUACCACCUAUCAAAGCCAUGUACCUGGCUAAUGGAAAUUUCACAGGUGUGCUGGCAGGUCUCACUCCAUCCACUCGAUACAUUAUCACUGUAAGUGCCUGUAGUCCUGUUGGCUGCACUGAGAGUCUUCAUAAUGACAGUGGUGAUGAUAAUGAUUUGAGAUCGAGCCUCACAACACCCGAGGAAGCUCCCGAUGCUGUCUUUCCUCCAGCUGCAGUCUCAUCCCCCUCAGCUCUCUAUGUUACCUGGGAACCUCCAGCAAGGCCCAAUGGAGGCAUUAUAGAGUACCUCCUCUAUCACAACAACCAAAUGGUCUACAGGGGGGAAGACAGACAGCACAACAUCACUGGUCUUGGUGUGUAUUCCACCCAUGUCUUUGUACUGAGUGCAUGCACUUCAGUGGGCUGCACCAACAGUUCACAAGUUACUAUGCUGACCUCUCAGCUUCCUCCUGGGCCUCUACAAGCACCAACUCUUACCGUGCUUGACUCGCGGACUAUUCUGGUGGAGUGGUCACGUCCAUCUCAAGUCAAUGGCGCUCUUGAGUUCUAUUCCAUCUUCCUGUCACAUGAUGGUGCAGAGCCUGUGAUAGCCUGUAACAGCUCUGAACUUUUUGAAGACCACACACUCCGCAACCUAACCCCUGGAACAGCUUACACCAUCACACUCGCUGCCUGCACAGGAGGUGGGUGUACCUUAAGCCCUCCCAGCCAGGCUCAGACUGAGGAGAGCACCCCAGAGAGUGUUCCUGCACCACUGGUCACCCCUUUGUCCCCACAUGCACUCAACAUCAGCUGGACACCUCCUGGUACUCCAAAUGGCAUAAUAACCAGCUAUGGUCUCUGGCUGGAUGGAGUUCUCAUUUUAAACUCCAGUUCCUCCCAGCGGUUCUUUGUGGUGGAGGGGCUCUCUCCAUGGAGCCGACACGUACUCAGGCUGCAGGCCUGUACAGCACGGGGCUGUGGCAAGGGACCAAUGGUGGAGAUGCGUACACUAGAGAUGGGCCCAGAAGGCCCUAUUCUGCUGGAACUGACCAAUCAGAGCUCUCGAUCAGUCCGAGCCCGCUGGACAAUCCCACCUAGACCGAAUGGGAACCUCAGCUACACACUGUACUACAAAAGCAAAGAUGGUGAUGGUGUGUUGGAUGGAAGUACAGCAGCAGGAAGCUGGUUGUCUGUGACUGACCUACAACCUUACACCAACUAUAGCUUCUGGAUCAGAUGUUGUAACACACAGGGUUGUGUUGAGAGCCUGCCACUCAAUGUUACUACAGCCCCAGCAGCCCCAGAUGGGUUGUCACCUCUGAGGUUGGCCCAUGCAACUAGUGCCAGUCUGAAUGUAUCCUGGUCCGCCCCUGCCCACUCCAACGCACCAGGCCCACUCCAUUACAGCCUGCAAAUGAGGGCAUCCCCAAAGAGGCCUGUGAUACGGCUUAUGGAAAACGCAACAGACACCUUUUCCUAUCAUGUAGAGGACCUGUCGCCGUACACGCAGUAUGCGUUUAGAGUGGUGGUUUCACACACACAUGGGCAGACAGUCGGGCCCUGGGCAACCCUGCGCACUGCAGAGGACAGUCCAGGACCAGUGGACACUCCAGCUGUAUUACGGCUCCAAUCUCGAAGUGUAACAAUGACAUGGGUUCCUCCCUCCCAACCAAAUGGCAUUAUCACCAAUUAUACCCUCUAUCUUUGCCCCAGUUCUAGCUCUUCUUUAGAUUUCAAACCCAGCUCAGGCUCCAGCACAACCCUCAACUCCAGCUUGGGUCCUAACCCAAGCCUAUUGCCCAGUACCGAGGGUGCAUAUCUUAACUCGGGUCAUAACCUCAGACCAACAUCAAGUCUUACCACCCCAGGCUCAAGCCACAUCUCCAUGUCUACUGUCAGCACAGGCAGUAAUGGCACAAUCCAAGGCACUAGACCCAACCUCUUCCCUAACCCUUUCUCUAGCUUGAGGCCUGGUAUCGCAGAAGACAACCAGAUCGAGUCCACUCGUGGAAGCAAUACAAACCAAGGCUCCGGUUCCAUCUCAUUACACCCCACUGAACCCAAUACCCCCAGUGUAAACCCAAGCCACAGUCUUUUACUAUCAAACCCACAAUACAAUGCAACCAACUCUAAUACUCAACAUAUUCUAAAACAAGACCCCUUCCACAGACCCAUCUCUGGUUUGUUUAGUUCCGCUUCAGAUUCAAGUUCAUCCUUUCUAUCAGUCACUGUUCCAGGGAAUACCACUAGCUACACUUUCCUCGACCUACUGCCAUACCACAUCUACAGCCUCCAGGUGGAGGCGUGCACUAGUGUGGGUUGUUCAGUGUCUGGGAUGUCUCAGAGCUUUCGCACCCUUCCAGCUCCCCCUGAAGGGGUUCCUGCACCUCACCUUUACUCUGACACCCCCACUUCUGUUCUCUUGUCCUGGGGUGCACCGGAGUGGAACAAUGGACCACUGGAGCGGUGGCUGAUUGAGCGCAGAGUUGCUGGGACCAAACAAGUCUCAACAGUGGGCCAUCUCCCAGCAGACCCUCCCCCCCUUUCCUUCCUGGACUCUUCAUCAGCUCUCAGUCCCUGGACUAGCUACCAGUAUCGACUUGUUCUCCAUAACCAGGCUGGCAACACCACAGGACCUUGGGUGAAUAUCACCACCAGACCCUCUCGGCCCGCUGGUCUCAGUCCACCAAGGGUGAAGGUCUUGGGGCCAGAGUCACUUCAGGUCACAUGGUCACCUCCUCUCAUUCCCAAUGGAGAAAUCCAUGGCUAUGAAAUCCGCCUCCCAGAACCCUGCAUCUUCCAUGACAGUGGAAAUACUUCUGAGCUCAACGUCACAGUAACAGACCUCAUUCCAUUCACAAACUACAGUAUCACUGUGUUGGCGUGUUCCAAGGGUGAUGGACAUGUCGGAGGAUGUACAGAAAGCCUGCCCACUCCAGCUACCACAUUACCCACAAGCCCUGAAGGCCUUGAACCGCUGUCUGUAGUGGCAGUCAGCGAGUCUUUCCUGGCCAUUUCCUGGCAACUACCCAGCAGGCCCAAUGGACCUAACAUCAGAUACAAGUUACUCAGACGUAAAACCCACCAGCCCCUGGCCAUUGCCACGGUCCCCACAGUAAUAGCCAUGUCCCCUCCCCCCUCUGAAGAUCUCCAUCGCUGGCUCCAUGUUUACUCCGGCACCAAAUUGUUCUACCAAGAUAAAGGCCUAAGCAGAUUCACCCGUUACCAGUACCAGUUAGUGGUACAUAAUGACGUGGGCUACUCCUCAGGAGAGAUUGUUACCGCAGUGACCAUGGCAGGGGUUCCCCACCACCCCCCUUCUUUGUCUGCGUACGCUAUCAAUCACACUGCUGUACAGGUCAACUGGACACAACCCUCUUUGCAAGACCUACAGGGAGACGUGGAAUCUUACUUUCUGACAAUAGAGUCUGCUCAGUCAAGUCAAGUCUUGGCUUUUUCCUCUGAGAUCAUCUCCACAGUGAUAAGUGACCUUUGGCCCAGUACCAUGUAUCUGGUGUCAUUACAGGUGUCCAACGGAGCACACAAUACAACUAAGGCAAUAGUUAAUGUCACUACAGAGGAUGGAGAGCCAGACGGGAUGUCCGCCCCAGAGGUCGUUCCAGUUAACAGCAGCACAGUACGUGUGCUCUGGUUCCCUCCUCUACGGCCCAAUGGAGCAGUUACUGGUUACUACAUCUAUGUUAAUGACCGUCUUCAUGGCAGUGUAGACAACAGCUCAGGGUCCUACCUGCUGGGGGACCUGCUGCCUUUUACUGUCUACAACGUACAGGUGGAGGUGUGUACUGUGUAUGCGUGUGUGCGGAGCAAUGUUACUCAGACAACUACUGUGGAGGACCUGCCUGCCGACCUGGCCGCGCCGCAUACAGAAGUGAUCAGUCCCAGGACGGUGAGGUUGGACUGGUCCCGUCCGGGCAGACCCAGUGGGAUCAUGCUGGGCUAUGAGGUCUUAAGACGGACCCUGAGGUCAUGUGCCGUUGGGUCAACAGAGGUCACAUCCUCUGUGGGGGAAGAGUCUGGAGGUGCAGGUGGUGUAAGGUUCAGAUGUUCCUACCUGCAGUGUCCUGCCAGUCAUGGUGUGUGUGGGACAUCCUGCUUCCAUCCUGACAUUCAGGUUUGCUGCAGUGGCCUACUGUCCACUAAGAAACCACAUCAUCAUUGCUGUGAGGGCAGUUACCUGAGUUUGAGUAAUUCCCCCAAUCCAGUCUGCUGCAAUGGCAAACUGCUCCCAGCUCUCCCUGACCACCAGUGCUGUGGAGGAUACUAUGUUCAUGUUAAAACCAAUGAAAACUGCUGUCCUGACCACUCGCAGGGCCGGGUCUCAGUGGGGCUGGGUGACAGCUGCUGUGGGGGGGUUCCUUACUCCAUGAAUGGCGGCCAGCUCUGCUGUAGUGGAAGCCUCUACGAUGGCUAUGGGGUCCAAUGCUGUGGAGGCCAGAUUGUAGAUGAUACACUGGUGUGCUGCGGUGAUGCUGAGAGGGGGGAAGUGCAUACAUAUGCCCCAGGUUUCGUCUGCUGUGGUCAAGAGUAUAUAAACUCUUCAACCUCUCUUUGCUGUGUGGGCAAUGAUGGAUAUCCCACAAUGCACCCUGCUGGCAAUGCCACAGUGACGUUGCAGUGCUGUGGGUCAAAGGUCAUACGUCAGGAAGAGGAAUGCUGCAAUGGGAUUGGGUAUGACCCUCAACGACACGUGUGUGCGGACCGACCCACACCCGGCCUGUUAAUACAGCACCAGUGUUUGCAGGGCGCCGUGUGUCCUGUAGCUGCAGCACCUACAGCAUACUGUGGCUCCUGUGACCUCGAUCCAUCUAUGACCGCCUGCACAUGGGUCCUGUCUGCACACAUACACCCUGACACACACUCCACAACAUACUCACCUUCCAUCGACACCAUACGUGAAACUCUCAGUACGGGUCCGUCUACACAUACAAACAGAAGUGAUAACACAUACAAAAUGGCAGACGCAUACAGUCACACACACACUGAGAACCUGCAAUUCGAGGGAAGCCUCUGCCCAUCGCAUGAAGAGGUAGUGUACAGCGGAGAUGCCAACAGAUACACCUAUACAGACUCUGACCUGGAGCCCUUCACCACCUAUGAGUACAGAGUGAGGGGCUGGAAUGGCUUUGGACGAGGCUCCAGUGAUGUUACAUCAGUGACCACCAGUGAAGACAAACCAUGGGGAGUGGCACCGCCCCGUUGGAGUCGCUUUGAUGAACGAGAUGACAUCAUCCAGCUGCAAUGGCAAGCACCUGCCAGGCCUAAUGGGGACAUCACCCACUAUGUUAUACUGCGGGAUGGACAAGAGCGUUACCGUGGUGAUGAAAACAGUUUUACUGACGUGGGUGGGAUCAGGCCUUUUCAGGGAUACAAUUACCAGCUGAGGGUCUGUAAUCGGGCUGGUUGUACUGACAGUACACAGGUGUUGGCAGUGACAGCCCAGGGAGUCCCAGAGGGAGUGCAGCCUCCAGUGGUAACAGCUUUAAGCCCCUCCUCCCUCCAUGUGAGCUGGUCUGAACCUAAUCGUCCCAGUGGAAUCAUACAACUGUACCACCUGAACCAGACUGGUGUCGGAACCAUAUUUACACACAACGAUGGGCCCAGAAAUUAUACCGUGAUUGGUUUGCAGCCGUACACAGACUACAGUUUUGUGCUGGUGGCCUGUACAGCUGUCGGAUGUGGAGCCAGCUUACCUUCUACAGGGCGCACCCUGCAAACGUUCCCUGCUGGUGUAUGGUCAAGGCCCAGACAUCUGAUGAUAAACACAUCUGUGGUGGAGCUGUACUGGGAUCAACCACUUCAGCCUAAUGGACACAUCUCCCAGUACAGACUGAACAGAGACGGUCACACUAUUUUUACCGGAGAUCACCGUGACCAGAAUUAUACUGACACUGGACUUCUGCCAAACCGCAGGUAUGUGUAUGAGCUGGAAGCCAGUACAGGGGGUGGGACGGGUGUGAGUGACAAAUAUGUUAUACAAACACCAGUCUCGUGCCCCACUGGGAUUCAACCUCCCCACAAUGUGACCGUGUCGGGCCCCCACUCCAUCUCUCUUGCCUGGACACCUCCUGCUCAGCUCAACAGCAGCCAGCCUGUAAACUACAACAUCCUGUUAAAUCCAGGAAGUGACAGAGCCAUAAUGCAUCGUGUUGGGCAAGGCCUGCACUUCACUGUGACAGGUCUAGAGCCAUUCACCACCUACUAUAUCAGAGUGCAGGCCUGUCAAAUUGAAGGGUGUGGAGUAGGAGAGGGUGUGUAUGUUCAGACUUUUGAGACUGCCCCAGAAGGUCUGCCGCCCCCAGUAAAGGCAGCUGGAGCCAAUGUCCUGGAGGUCCAAUGGUCACCCCCCCAAAAACCCAACGGACUCAUUACAUCCUACCAUAUAUACAGGCGUCCUGUAGGAAUAGAAGAGGAGCUGCUAGUUUUCAUCUGGUCCAGUGGGCCGCUUGAAUUUUUUGAUGCAAGCCCCGCCCUGCGACCCUUCAGCUACUUCCAGUACAGGGUUCGCGCCCACAACUCCAAAGGCUCAGUUCUGAGCCAAUGGGCUUUAGCUCAGACCUUACAGGCAGAACCACAAGAUAUGACCCCUCCCACUGUCACACCCACCGGUGCAUACUCAGCCCAUCUGAAGUGGAGUGAUCCGGGACAGCCCAACGGUCUCAUUUCCCAUUAUAGACUGGUUUACAAGAAGCACCAACAGGACCCAACGCUCAACUCAACUGCUGUUACUGCUCUCACUGUGGAGGGCUCAGUCCUAGAAGCAACAGUCUAUGGUCUUGAACCAUACAGUCAGUAUAGUCUACGCGUGGAAGCUGUGAACGAGGCUGGUAGUGUGUCCAGUCCAUGGGUAGGCAUUAAGACCUUGGAGGCUUCUCCAGCUGGCCUGGCUAACUUCACAGUGGAGCAGAGAGAGCAGGGCAGGGCGUUACUGCUGAGCUGGGAUCAGCCAAGAACUCCACAUGGAAUCAUCACGAUGUAUAACCUGUACAGUGAGGGGAACCUGGAAUUCAGCGGACUAUCACGCAACUUCCUAUUUCGUCGUUUGGAGCCAUGGACCUUGUAUUCUUUGACUCUUGAAGCUUGUACCUCAGCAGGCUGCACACGCACCCCACCUCAGCACGUCACCACAGCAGCAGCGCCACCUGCUUCCCAGCCCCCUCCCACGCCUCUAUUCGUUGGCUCAGACCGUGUGUCACUUACCUGGGGCCCUCCCUCCCAACCCAACGGGCCAAUUGGAGAAUAUUUCUUACUUGGGAGAAGUCUGGAGGAAGCGGGGAGGGGAAGAAGUAAUGAAGAGGGUGUUGAAAAGGGAAAGGUGCUGUUCAGAGAAUCAUCCCCACAACAUGCUGACACCUUCUCAUAUACAGUGACUGGUCUGCGUCCCUGGACACAGUACGAGUUCAGUGUCCGUACUCACAACCCUGCUGGACACACCCACAGCCCCUGGGUAACUGUGAUAACCAGACAGGCCCCUCCUCGUGGUCUAGCUGCCCCAUCAGUGAGACACCUCCAAGGCCAGCCCGGUGAGGUGUUGGUGUCCUGGACUCCUCCUUUGGAGCCCAAUGGGGUACUUCAGUCCUACAGGAUUCAGAGAAACAAUGUCAGUUUCUCAUUUAGUUUUGACCCUACUGUCCUCGGGUACACCGAUGAAAACGUCCUGCCAUUUUCAACAUAUAGCUACUCAAUCAUAGCCUGCACGUCUGAGGGAUGCAUCACCAGCCCUCACACAAACAUCACAACUCUAGAGGCUCCACCUGCCACAGUGGAAGCUCCCACAGUGGACAGCAUCACAUCCAAGAGUAUAAACAUUUCCUGGAGUAAACCACUGACACAGAAUGGAGAGGUGACUGAAUAUGUCUUGAAACUGAACAACGAAGAAGCUUAUCGUGGAAGAGACCUAAAUACAGUGUUGUCAGAUCUGUGGCCCCACACGUCAUAUCAGCUGGUCCUUUUAGCUUGUACCAGUGGUGGGUGCACUACCAGCGCCACAAUGUCCACUGUAACCGAGGAGGCUCCUCCCGCUGGCCUGCCUACCCCAACUCUUAAGGUCACUGGCCCAGAGUCAGUGGAGGUAAGCUGGAGACCACCAGAGCACCCUAAUGGCAUCAUCACAGGGUAUGAACUCCGCAGAGAUGGUGAAGUUAUCUAUGUGGGCACAGAGACCCAUUACCACGACUUCACACUUUUGCCAAGCGUGGAAUACAGCUACGUUGUCAGGGCCAACAACAGCAAAGGGGCAGUGAGCAGCGUGGCAGCCACAGCAAAGACUCACCCAUCAGCUCCUUCUGGUGUUGCUCUCCCCACACUGACUCCUCUGGGACCAAGCCAUGUGAGAGCAGAGUGGAGUCCUCCAGCCCGUCCUAAUGGAGACAUUGUGAGUUACACAGUGUAUCAAAGAGAUCCAGUCCAGCUCAGCAUCACCAGCACUAUGUUCACUCCAGAGGAUAGUGACUUUUCUGACCAACACACCACUCUGCAUGGGCUGGCUGCUUACCAUAGGUAUGAAGUGAGGGUGGAGGCUUGCACAGCGCUGGGCUGCUCCUCCAGUGACUGGUCAUCUGUACUCACGCUGGAGGCUCCCCCUGCUGGACAAACAGCGCCACUGUUAGACCUCCAGCCUGACGCGCACACCGGCCUUCAGACCACCUUUCUACUCACCUGGUCCCCUCCAGCUCAGCCAAAUGGUAGAGUCCUUCAUUAUGAGGUGUACCGCAGACUGGACCGUACCACUGACACCCACAGAAGUGAUGCAGCAACACUUGUCUACAGGAAUAUCUCUACUACUUGCAAAGAUGAAGCACUCCAGCCGUAUGCUGUAUACCAGUACCAGGUGUGGGCAGUGAAUUCGGCCGGUCGUUCUGCCAGUCCGUGGGCCAAUGGGAGAACAGGACCUGCCCCACCUGAGGGUGUAGGCCCACCUAUUUUCCUGCGUGUUUUAGCAACCUCAGCAGUAGUGGACAUCCAUCCUCCAGCCCGACCCAAUGGGAUUGUUAGCCUUUACAGAGUGUUCUCACUGAACCACAACAACCACACUCUGCUCUCAGAGGGUACAUCCCAUCAGCAGACACUCCAUGGUUUACGUCCUUACACCAAGUACUGGGUAGGAGUAGAAGCCUGCACCUGUUAUCAGUGCUGUAGCCAGGGUCCACUGAGUGAGCUUCACACCCUGGCUGCCCCCCCAGCCCACCAGCCUCCUCCUCGCCCCGUCACCCUGACCUCCCGCUCUGUUCAGAUGGAAUGGGACGAGCCUCUGGCACCUAAUGGAGUCAUUGAAAGCUGUGAACUACAUUCCAGAUUAACUUGCCCACAGCCCCCCCAGCCUGUAGCCCUCCCUUGCAUUGAAGGACCAAUAGAAAUCUGUUUCUUUGGCACAAGGAAGACCUACAAUGUCACAGGUCUCCAACCGUACUCCACCUAUCAGCUCAGAGCUGCCUGCUUCAACAACAUGGGCAGCACUGCUUCCAACUGGACUACUGUCACCACACUCAGCGAAGCCCCCCAGUAUGUGUCUCCUUUCUCAGUGGACAGUAACCUGACAGUUAUUUGGCUGGACUGGGCGGGGUCCUUCUUCCUCAACGGGUACCUGAAGGAGUACAGUGUGACUGAGAGCCAGCUGAGGGUCUAUACUGGCUUCUACAGCUAUCUCCAUAUUCCACGCACCUCACAGAAAACUCUGUCAUUUCAGGUGACUUGUACCACAACCAGUGGCAGUGCCAGUACUCCCACCAUUAGAUAUAGCCCUGCCACAGGUCUAGGUCCUCUUGAGCCUGAAGACAGUGGUAAACAGGACGUGAGCAUGUCAGCAACACCAGUUUACUCUGAGCUGUGGUUCAUCUUGCUGUUAUCCCUGCUGGGUCUAUUUCUGCUGGCCUUACUGCUUGGCUUGGUGCUACAAAGAGCCCUGAGGAAGAAUCCAUCGGCCAGAGAGCGCCCUCCGCUGGUCAUGCUUCAGAAGACCAGGAAGGCUGGGGGAGAGAUGUACAUGUUUGACACUGUAGCAGACUGUGUUGAGAUCAGCAACGUUAUGCUAAAAAGCUACACUGUGUACACUGAGGGUCUGACAGACACAAAGAUAGUCGGUAGCAGCUCACGGUUCAGCCCCAUGUCUGUCCUGCGCGUUCCCAUCCAAACAGACCUCAGUCAGGCCUACUCCCAGCAUUCCCUGCACCGCAGCGUCAGUCAGCUGAUUGACAGGAAGUCACUUAUGAUGGAGGAAGGAAGCUGGGACAACCCACUGGGACAAGAUUCUGGACUGUAUGUGGAGGAAGAUGAGUUUGUGGACGCCAUCAAGGCCUUAAGUUCUGUGAAAAAGGAACACACCAUGUUCACUGACACUCACCUUUAAGACAAGAUCCUUACAUCUAAUCAGGUAUCACCGUUGCAAUUCAGACCUAGUUUCAAACCAAGACAGUCAAACAUUUAUACCUGGUAUUCGGACUGGGAAAUAUGAAAAAUUAUUUAGACAAUUUACAAUGCUUGAUAUAUAAUUUAGGAAGUCUUGAAACAUACUGUAAUAUUGUUCAUCCAUUGUGAAAUAUUGUUCACAACUGAUGACCAAUAAUCACUUUUCAAAAUGCACUGGGAGAGUGGUAAUAAUGUUUUAAUGAUGUUCAGAUCCAAAAUUGUAAAAAUAAAUAAAUAAAUAUUAAAAAAGCCAAGCCUGAGGCAAAGGGAAUAAUAAUGGUUGCAUGACUGCAGCAUUCAUCUUAAACAUUAUCAAAACAGGUGUUGUCUCAUUUUACCCCACUGCAUGUAUGACUCCCUGUAGGGACUUGAGUAGAGGCAGGGAUCCAACAUCCAUGGGUACAGUUCAGAUAUGGACAGCUGUGAUCGUGGAAGUUAUGAGUUAAAAAGUUACAGUAUAUUAGCUCCAUAGCUUGGAAGUUCUUAUCUGGAUUGUAAUUAUACAGUAGGUUAUAUCUCAAACCCUGUUCAGAUUACAUUCUUAUUAAAUUACUUUCAGCCAAAUGUUAGUAAUUAAGUAUUUAAAAAAUGCAGCUAUAGCAGGUUUGCUUCUCAUUCAGUCAAUCAAACCAGUCUAGAAAUCACCUCUUCUGCUUCAGCAAGCAAUUGUGCCUAGUCAGCUCACAUAUUAUCAGCAGCAAUAGCCCUUCAGUUGUAAUAAGACACAUGGCCUUGGUGUUAGUUUUAUGACAAAAAAUGCCAACUGUUUUUUUAAUGUGUUAAAUGUGGCUGGGAAUCACAGAUGUGCUGUCUGAUUGUUGUGAUUAUGUGAUGUAACUUGAAAGCCCAAUCUGAGAUUUUAUUUAUCAUAUCAGUUGUGGACAAACAGUUUACUGAAAUUUAAAUUCAGAAGGAACUGGACAUAAUGAAAUCAAGCUUUGUUCAACUGCAGUGAAGCUAAAUGUUUGGGUUCGAUUUCAUAGUUUUGCUGUCAGUGGAAUCCAGACGCAGUGUUGUUUGUCUGCUGCCUAAUUUUCUAAAGAAACUCUGUGAUGUCCUGUUUUGGUGUUAUAGCAGGAAUGAUGAACAUUGUUUAUAUUUGGAUUCCACAGAGCGUAGAAACAGCAUUUAUCGAAACAAGAUGUUGAAUUUCUGUGUAAUGUUUUGGGGUUUUUGUGUACAAAAUUGAAGCUGACUGUAUUGAUAUAAAACCUUUUCUUUUUUACACUGGCAGUAUUAUUUAUGGUUGUUGUAUAAAAAGUCUUAUUUAUAGAUGAUUCAUUGAUCAAUGUUUGUGUUAUAAAUAAUGGCCAAUGGUCAAGAAAAUA
Siniperca chuatsi (mandarin fish) is the source of this 18970-nucleotide messenger RNA. It is a transcript of the gene ush2a, whose product is annotated as Usher syndrome 2A (autosomal recessive, mild). The record is from RefSeq and is a predicted model, not a curated record. Gene Ontology annotation, molecular function: protein binding. NCBI's taxonomy places the organism in Eukaryota, Metazoa, Chordata, Actinopteri, Centrarchiformes, Sinipercidae.